This is a messenger RNA of Dermatophagoides pteronyssinus (European house dust mite), 1399 nucleotides long. RefSeq lists its product as uncharacterized. Gene Ontology annotation, molecular function: ATP binding; histone H3T3 kinase activity. NCBI's taxonomy places the organism in Eukaryota, Metazoa, Arthropoda, Arachnida, Sarcoptiformes, Pyroglyphidae. The record is from RefSeq and is a predicted model, not a curated record. Gene Ontology annotation, biological process: mitotic cell cycle; intracellular signal transduction. Gene Ontology annotation, cellular component: cytoplasm; nucleus.
UUUCGUCAUUUUCUGCGUUUAUGUUUUUGGUACUUGAAUUUUGUGGCCAAAAUGAUUAGAAAUGAUCGUAAUCGAUCGAAGGAUUCCCGUUUCUUUAUUAAAUUGUACAAACGUUUUCUUAAAAAUGACCAAGGACGAUCAAAAAUUUUGAAUGUAGCUAGAGUAGAUCGUCCGAAAUUUGUUGAAUUGACCUUUAUCGGUUCGGGUUCAUAUGCUGAUGUGUUUCGCUCCAAAGCAAAUGGUAAUUUUGUUUUAAAAAUGAUACGUUUAUUACCGGAAGAAUUAUUGAAACGAAUUCAAUCGUCAGCUGUUUCACGACAUACAAGCUACUUUGAUGCAUAUCAAGAAUGUAGAAUUUCUGAUGCGUUAUCACGUUUACAGAAUUUAAUUAUCAAAAAUCGUUUUUACCGUUGCUCGAUAUUUCCUAAAAUAUUUUCCAAAUUCAUAUCCAAAGAUAUUUUUUUAAAACAUAUAGAAAGUUAUCAAUCUUUUUCCGAAAUUGAAUGUCAAUACUCCAUUGAUCCAUUCGAACAUUUUGGAUUGAAUGUCUCCAGAGAGAAUCUGUUGAUGGUCAUGGAAGAUUGUGGUCAAUUAAUGAUCGAUAUAAUUGAUGAUCUACAUCCGUAUGCAUUUUUAUCGAUAUUAAAACAAAUCAUCGUAGGUUUAAUGAUUGCAGAACAAGUUUUUGAAUUUGAACAUCGUGAUCUACAUUCGGGAAAUAUUUUAUUGCAGCCAUUUCAUCAGCAUUCGAUUCAAUUUACUUAUGAUAAUAAAGUAAUAACGAUUCCUAGCUACGGCUUUUUAGUAAAGAUUAUUGAUACAACCUUUUCUCGUCUAAAAUACGACAACAUAAUUUACUUCAAAGAUAUGACGUAUUUGUUUGAAAAUUUUGAAGAUAAAAAAUGUCGCCGUAAUAACGAAAAAUGUCCGAUGCGUAUGCAGGAUAGGAUUUAUGAUCAAAUGUCACAAGUUAUUCAAAAUGAAUGGCAAAAAUUUCAUCCGAAAACGAAUUGUAUUUGGAUAAAGUAUGUUAUUUAUAAGAUGCGAAAAUCAUUAUCAAUUCGUUUACAACAGCAAUCACCGAAUGUUCGUAACAAAAAUACCUGUUCAUCAAUAUCAUCAUUGACAUAUGCAAAUCGUGUUUAUCGUCUAUUAGAACAUUUUAAUAAAUUAAUGGAUGAAUGUUCAACUUUACUUGAAUGUUUUCAAACCAUCAUCAAUGAUCAAUCUGGACUCAAUGAUUUUGUUCGAAUAAGUUUUUUCAACAAUAAGGAUAUUGGUGGUGGUACUGGUAAUUCCAGAUCAAAACAACAUAUACGUGCAUUUCAAUAUGGAUGAAAAUAGCAUCGUGUUUCGAAAUCCAUAAUGUUCAAAUGCAAAUCAAAAAAAAAAUUAUUUA